Molecule: messenger RNA, 924 nt
Organism: Penaeus vannamei (Pacific white shrimp)
Lineage: Eukaryota; Metazoa; Arthropoda; Malacostraca; Decapoda; Penaeidae
Source: RefSeq, a predicted model, not a curated record
UUGUUUUCCCAGAGGAGAGUCAUCAUGGCUGGCAGUGCAAUGGCUAGUGUCUACGGCGCAUCCCCAAUUUGGUCCGGUGGCCCUUCCCCUGGGGAGUUUUACAACUUUCCAGGAUCUAGGAGUCAAAAUGAAGCCAAGUCCCAUACACUGUACCCCUCAACCUCUGGCACAUCUGUUGUGGGUCUCGUAUAUGAUGGUGGCGUCAUGGUAGCAGCUGACUCACUUGGAUCAUACGGCUCCCUUGCAAGGUUUAGGGAUAUCAAGAGAGUGUUCAAGGUGACAGACAAAGCUGUGCUUGCCUGUGGUGGAGACAUUGCAGAUUAUCAGUUCAUCAGAGAAGUCAUUGAGCAGAAAGUGCGUGAUGAUGAGUGUGGAGAGUACACACGAGUGCUGGAUGCAGGAGCCUUGCACUGCUGGUUAACAAGAGUUUUGUACAACCGCCGCAGUAGGUUCGACCCCUUAUGGCUUGAGUGUGUUGCUGCUGGUUAUAGGGAUGAUAAACCCUUCCUGGGUUAUGUUGACAAGAUUGGAACAGCCUUUGAGGCCAAAGAAGUUGCAUCUGGCUUUGGUGUUCAUCUAGCCAUCCCCAUGAUCAGAGAGGCGAGGGAGAAGAAACCAACUUUAACCAGGGAGGAUGCAGAGAAGCUCCUGAAAGAGUGUCUUACUGUGCUGUAUUACCGUGACUGCCGUGCACACUACAAGUAUCAGCUAGCAGACAUCACACCUGAAGGUGUUACCAUCCAUGACAACCUUAACCUCAAACCAGAGACUAACUGGACCAACACAUAUCAAAAUGUGAUGCCUAACAAAGUAAAGAAAAUAAAAACAGGAGUAUGGCAAACAGCCUUAAUGCCAGAUGGCAAGGAUCCACAACACAGUCAGUCUGCUCUUGAGCAACACAUCUUGAAAACUUGUCUACUGUAG